Coregonus sp. 'balchen' is the source of this 9514-nucleotide messenger RNA. Lineage: Eukaryota; Metazoa; Chordata; Actinopteri; Salmoniformes; Salmonidae. The record is from the annotation of a GenBank genome assembly.
UCACUAUUUACCACAGUCCAAAGUCAUAAACCCCGCCUAUUUCUACACUUUCUCUUCUUAAAAUGUGAUUUUAAACCUAACCACACUGCUAACCUUAUGCCUAAUCUAUCCCUAAAUUAAUUUUAAAAAGGGGAUUUUUGUUUUUAUGCAUUUUUACGAUUUAGAAUUUGUGGCUGAGUGGAAACCAAGUGCACGGAAUGUGCAGAAGUAUUGCUGUUUGCGAGAAUCUAUAUAUUUCCUUCAAAUUCGCUUAUGGGAACAUUCAUUAACUACUACUGGAAACAUUCCUCCUCAGGUACUAUGCAUUCAGAGAGGGUUAUAUUGGAAUUAGUUCGCUUUGCGCUUUCCACUUCCUUUCACCAUGCACAGUGGAAGGUCAUCACGGAUGAAAAAUCGACGAGAAGCUUAUCAUAACAUGUUUUCUUAUCAUGUGCUACCAUUAUUUGUAAAGAGAAGUUGCUUUUACGUUAUUUUCCUUUGUAGCCUAUGAAAUCAUGGUUUGCAUAGGUUAUACAUGUAUCAUGUUAAAGAUGACAUGCGUAUUCCUCCCACUUUGCACUUAACGUAAUAAGCAGUAUCUCAAACUUUUUGUAUAAUUCUUACAACACAUUUCAGCCAUAUUUGAAUAGCAUUAGCUACUCACUCAGAUUUCACAGUUUUGUUAUUAUUGAUUACCCCAACGAAAGUAUUUUAGAUGCAUUUUGAAUAGGCCUUUUUGUCUACCUCUCAUUUCAGGUUUGAGCAUGUUUCAGGCAUGGCAAGGUAUUAGGUCACUCACCAACUCAAUUCGACUGUAUCCAGUGCAAAGACUAGUGUGUGUAAAGGCCACCACCACUAGAAUGUGCUCAGGUAAGACAUCCAGAUGACACCACUUCCACUUUCAUCUCAGUUCUAACAGAACAGACAUCGAGUUUCAUAUGGUGAUCACCCGAAUCUGCAAUCCAAUCAAUGAGAAAACAAGCAAUAGACAUUUAUCUUUUCAGCAAAUGGCAGUUUACUAUUUUGAGGACCCAGGUCAAUCAUUAGUUUAGGAAGUUGAUUCCAUCACCUAGCUGUAUGAGAAUAUGUAACCCAUUACCUAAUUUCAGCUACAGUAGUAUCUCUCGCUUGCCAGACUUUAAAUCUCACAUUGACUCAGCAUAUAAAUCUGUCUGGCCAGUGUCACUACAGGAGCCUGACAUCAAACCUCCUCCAUUCUAAGGCUAAGCAUUUGGAGGAGGUGUCUGGUCAACGAGAUUAGCUUACAUCUGAUAACCCAUUGACAAUUUAACCAAUAUAGCACACCCUCUAGUAGACAGCAGUGAGGUGAGAGCAGGGUGAGAGGCUACAGCAACAGUAGCUGCGCCAGGUCAGUAGAGAUGUCUAAGUGUCAGUCUGUUAUGAGCCCUAGUGCGCUAAGGGCUCUGAUCUGUAAGAAAACCCAUGGUAUAGAGAACACUUCUGGACUCGCUGCAGGUAGGUACACCAUAUAGCAUAUUACACUACUCUCAGUGGUGUGAAGUACUUAAGUAAAAAUACUUUAAAGUUCUACUUAAGUCGUUUUUUGGGGUAUCUGUACUUUACUUUACUUUACUAUUUAUAUUUUUGACAACUUUUAGUUUUACUUCACUACAUUCCUAAAGAUAAGAUUGUACUUUUUACUCCAUACAUUUUCCCUGAUACCCAAAAGUACUCGUUACAUUUUGAAAGCUUAGCAGAACAGGAAAAUUGUGAAAUUCACGUACUUAUCAAGAGAACAUGUGGUCAUCCCUACUGCCUUUCUGGUGGACUCACUAAAUACAAAUGCAUCUUUUGUAAAUAAGUUGGUGACCUUGGCUAUCCAUACAUUUUAAAAACAAGAAAAUGGUGCCGUCUGGUUUGAUUAAUAUAAGGAAUUUGAAAUGAUUUAUGCUUUUACUUUUGAUACUUAAGUAUAUUUGAGCAAUUAAAUGUACUUUUGAUACUUCAGUUUAUUUAAAACCAAAUACUUCUAGACUUUUACUCAAAUACUAUUUUACUGGGUGACUUUCACUUUUACUUGAGUAACUUUCUAUUAAGGUAUCUAUACUUUUACUCAAGUAUGACAAUUGGAUACUUUUUCCACCACUGACUACACUAUAACUUAUUAUAAACUGGGUGGUUCGAGCCCUGAAUGCUGAUUGGCUGACAGCCAUAGUAUAUCAGACCGUAUACCACGGGUAUGACAAAACAAUUAUUGAUACUGCUCUAAUUACAUUGGUAACCAGUUUAUAAAACAAUAAGGCACCUCUGGGGGUUUGUGGUAUAUGGCCAAUAUACCACGGCUAAGGGCUGUAUCCAGGCACUCCGUGUUGCGUCACGUCUAAGAACAGCCCUUAACCGUGGUAUAUUGGCCAUAUACCACACCCCCUCGUGCAUUAUUGCUUAAAUAACACAAUAAUACUGCUUGAAAAUCACCCAGCAGUUGGAAUCUUUGAUGUAAUGGUUAAUUAUUGAAUGCAACCCCAUGCACUGAAGGAGCUCAAACAUUGAAUGCACUGAACAAGCUCAAACAUUUAACGUCAUCACUUUCUCUCUCCCAGUCUUUAUAGAGGCACACGUCUGAAUCAAACAAUGCAAGACAAUUCAGUGUCCAAUCUGACUCAAUAUUCUGUUUCCCUGCGUCUGGUUGACAGGCUACCAGCAGGCUAAUGUGGUGAUCCUCCAUAAGAGCCUAGCUGAUGACUUCGAGGCAUUCUGCCAUGCCAACCCCAGCCCCCUGCCUCUGCUUUACAGGAGUCAGCCCGGGGAGUGGGGCUGUCCACCUCUCGCUGCAGACGCAGACAUCAGGUACUAACUGAAACACCCCUAUAACACAAAAUCAGACAACCAUUACAAUGCAAAUGCAACAAUAUAACAUGGACACUACAAAAUACAUGAUACAAACAAACACAUCACACAAUAAGCCUACAGAGACUGAACUGUCUUGAAUUGGUUAUAUGUCAUGUUAUUAUGGGGGGUAUUCCUGAAUUUUACAUUUUAGUCAUGUAGCAGACACUCUUAUCCAGAGCGACUUACAGUUAGUGAGUGCAUACAUUUUCAUACUGGCCCCCCGUGGGAAUCGAACCCACAACCCUGGCGUUGCAAACGCCAUGCUCUACCAACUGAGCUACACAGCUACACAGAAUCUAGGGAGGCAUUCAUGUGAUGUUAACUCAAGAGAGUGUUAUGUAACUUUGAUGGUGAUUUUUAUGUCUUGAAACAAUCCCUUGUCUACCCAUGUGAGGUUAUUGUAUGUGCAGAGAAGAUGUCUUCUCUGAGUCGUAUAAUGUGCAUGACUUAUGCUCUGCUUGGAGCAUUUAAAAUGGUCAAUUAUUGAACAGCCUCUGUUCAGAAUAUAGCAGUUCAGGCAGGGCAACAUCUACUCUCUGAGUAGCCGUGUAGAUUUAACGCUUGAGGAUAAUCUCUGUCUUGUAUUCAUGUAAUUAUUUCCAGGACAUGACCCUGCAUUUAUGGCACAUUUUGUAACCAUGAAAUCUACCCAUUCCCCUUCCCCCAUUGUUUUCCAACUUUUCACACUGCAGUAAAGCUAGUAUUGUUGUCUGUGUGUGCAGAGACUUUCAAUAAAUCCAGGCUGCAUUGUGUGAAUGUAGGCUCUAGUCCAUGUUCUCAGGACAGGGAACUGGACCAGGGUAUUUUCCACUGAGUUUCCACUUCCUAUUCACUAGACUGUGAGAUAACUGUUUCUGUUUGAUCAACAGUAAUAGCAUUCAAACAGCAUCUCCAGUCUAUUCCUAGCUCUGUCGCUCUGUCUGUCUCUCUGUCUCUCUGUCUGUCAAGGACCCAAAGUUGCUUUACAAUGAUAGAGCAAAAACAAGAAGUAGUACAAUAUCAAAAGCAUUUCUAUACCUUUACUUCUCCACAGAGUGGACUGCCCCCAGUACUGUGUGUUUAAGGACGGCCUGCUGGUGUCCAGAGUGUCCAGCCUGAUGUCCUACAGUGGUCAGCUCCAGGACAUGGUCAGCUUCUACCUGGGCUGUAGCUUCAGCUUUGAGAGGACACUGCGGGAGGCCGGGGUCCCUGUCCGAAAUGUGGAGCAGAACUGCAAUGUCAGCAUGUUCAGGGUGAGACGGGGAAGGAGGGUUUCUGCCAGGUACAAAUCUGGAGCGACUGACUGUGCAAACAGAUCAGAAUAUAGUUAUUUUCCUCCAAGAAGGACUUUCUUUUUCACAGGCUCGUAAUUACCAUAUUAUUUCUGAUUUGGAGACAAACUUAUAUGCAUAGUUCAAGAGACAAGACUUACAACAUACACAAUGAGUAAAGCACAUCAUUUAAAGCCUGUAUUUUAAUAUACUAUCCCCUCUGCAGACAUCUCUGCAGUGUAGAGGAGUGGGUCAGUUCCAGUGCCCUAUGGUGGUGACUAUGAGACCAGUACCUGAGGAGCAGCUGGACAUCGUGGUCCAGGUCACUCACCUGACCCCUCUGGCCCAUGGAGGACCCAUCCACAUCGGGGAUCCAGGUACACAACUGCAGACGGGUCCUUUGUUUGUAGAAAACCAAAAGGCCUCUUCCAGCAAUUUACAUCCUGUCUGACUCUGCACCAUUUCAUCACAGCUGUACUGGGGAUCCAGGACGUAUCCAGGCCGGAGUAUGGGGACCCGGUGGCCCCUGGCCCAGGAGAUGUACCUGCGUUCUGGGCCUGUGGGGUCACUGGUAUGGAGGCUGUCCAGAGUUGCAGUGAGUGGCUGUCUGGUUGUAAUAUUUAUUACUGCACAACUGGCUAAAAAGACACAUAGGCGUUUGUUUCCCAUUGACAAUGGACAAUAAAGUAUUCUUCUUCUUCCUCAGAGCCCCCACUGGCAUUCACCCACUCUCCAGGCUGCAUGUUCCUCACUGACCGAGAGGACUCCUCCAUCUCUGCGUCCACAUCCACCCCUGAGCCUGACCAAUGCCCUCUGACUUUCUCCAUCUCCCAGCAGCCUUUGCACUACAGUGUGGCAUCCAAGGCUGUAGUCCAGAGCAUACGAGACCUGGAGAAGAUCAUUGGCGAGGACCCAGGGGAGAGGGGUAUCCGUGCGUUGUUUGUCCAGGAUGAGUUGCUGAGGUCCUGCCUGUCCCUCUCCCACUCCUCCUCUGUGCUCAUCACUACGGGGUUCCCCACCCACUACACACACAACCCCCCCGAGGAGACAGACGGGCCCCCCGGAGCCUUCGCCAUAGCAGCCACCCUCCAGGCCCUUCAGAAGGAGGUUGCUAUAGUGACGGAUCACCGCGCCCUGGAGAUGAAUCAGAGGAUUAUGGAGGAUGCAGUGAAGAAAGGUUCAUGAUUUGGCAUAUGUGUGCCCUAGCCCUGACCCUAUACAGAAGUCUGUCAGUUUAGCUCCAAAUGUUUGGCUGACCUCUAACAUCUGACCUGUCUGUGUUUCUAGGUGUGAUAAAGACAGCCGUACCACUGCUCAGUUACCAAGGCAACAGCCCAGACUCAGCACUGCACUUCCUGUGUCAUGACGGAGACCUUAAAAAGCCCAGGUGAUGACCUCAGCUUUCAACACACACACACACACACACACACCUUUUCACUCCAUCCUAUUCACAUGGGUCAAUUUAGUAUUUAGUCUGUUGUGCUCAGAUUUGACCACUUGGUGGCGAUAGAGCGCAGUGGCAGAGCGUCUGAUGGGAACUACUACAACAUGAGAGGAGUGAACAUCAAACACCUGGUGGACCCUAUAGAUGAUCUAUUCACCACAGCCAGCACCAUCCCUGGCAUCAGCACCACAGGUUGGUACAGAUACUAUGGAGUUUGAUAUUCAGGUAGGCUACUGAAAGGUCCACCCGCUAUGCACACAGAUCUUUAGAAUAAUAUGCACGUCUCAAUAUAGACUUACGUGUGUUUGUGUGUGUAUAGGGAUAGGAGAUGGUGGGAACGAGCUGGGCAUGGGCAAGGUGAAGGAGGCAGUGAGAGAACACAUGCCCAAUGGGAGCCUGAUAGCCUGUGACGUGGCUGCUGACUUCGCCAUUACUGCAGGUUGGGAAUGAAUUAUGUAUUCAUUUAGACUUUAUUUAUUUACAUUUCAAGUUGCCUUUAGUGACCAUCCUUACAGGAUUAAUUACUAUAUUAUAUUAAGGGUUGGGUAGGUUACUUUCUAAAUGUAAUUUGUUACUCCCCAACCCUGAUUAUAUUAUUAGAUAACACGUUUAGAUUAACAAUGAGCAGAUUGGAGAUCUCACAUUCUCCAGUGCCCUCUGCAGGCCAAGGGAUAUAACUGCAGGCAGAAGGAUGGUUGUCUCAGGUUUGAUGAAAGGGUUGUGUAUUAUGAACUUGGUUCCAUAUAGCCAGGCAGUGUGCUACUGCAGGACAGUGUCACCAACACAGACAUGCACACUGAAACAGUCAGACACGCUCUCACCUCUACAUCAAGGCCAGAGCAGAAGUAGUUUCUUGCGUCAGCUGCCCAAAGGGGAAGAUAAACUAUGAACGCAAACACAUCUACAUGCACACUGUACACACACACACACUGUAUACACCCAGCUAUAUACACCCAUAGAGUAUUCACACAGCUUUUGGUAAGUAAGAUUUCCAAUGAAUUCUUUACACACGACACUUGGAACUUGAUAUAGUGGCCCAACUUAUUAUGCUGAUUAAAGUUUACACUCACAGACAAGAGAGACAACCCACUGGGCAAAAACUGGUUGAAUCAACAUUGACUUCUUUCUUUGAAAUGAUGUGGAAACAAUGUGAUGAUGUUGAAUCAACAUGAAAAACUGAUUGGAUUUGUAGAAAGUCAUCAAUGUAAGAGUAUUUAGUAUUUUUUUCUAACCUAAAUCCAAUGACAUGGUGAAAUUGUUUGUUGAUUUCACGUUGAAGUCACGUUAGUUGAAAACUCAACCAAAUGGAAAUAAAAACUGACAUCUGCACCCAGUGUACAACCAUUUGUGUUUAUCUUUAAAAAAUCGCAUUAGAUCAUGAGACAGCAUCAUUAAGAGAGUGCAUGAGGAAGACUGAGUAAAAUGUAACUUGUAAAACAGUUUUGAAUCUUAUCCUGUUCUUCCUCUCUACCCCUGUCUCUGGGUUGUAGGAGUGUCUAACUGGGGAGGCUACGGCAUGGCCUGUGCUCUGUACAUCCUCAGUCUCUGUCCCAUCCACCAGCGGUACCUCCACAAAAGGCCUGGGCCAGCCUCACCCACCUACCCAGGACCAGCACCAGGCCUGGGCUGCUAGCCUGCCCUCUGUAGCCAAGGUAUGGUAGUUCCUAGAUCACACUGUACAAUUAAGUACAAUCAAUUUGACACAAUGGUUGUGAUACAACUGAUAUUUUUGAUGAGUUUGUCUGUACAAAAAUGUUUACACCACCGCUGUAUCAUAUGCGUUUUACAUCAGUUGAACUGGGCCAGGAAUGUAGUCAAGGUAAGAAUGUCCAUUCCCCAGGCCUGGCUCUAGGCUACACUAACUCUAUGUCUAUAUGUCUCUAGGUAUCUCUAUGCUUCACUACAUGCAGAUCUUAGGCAUGGGGUCAGAGCAGAGGCCCUCCACUGUCACAGUGAGACCAUUAUAGGGAGGUGCAGACAGAGUCCCUAGAGAAUAGGCCAGCCGCCACAUUCUUGACAUUUUUGUAUGCGUGGUGAACUCCCAGACCACUUCAGAACCCCAGCAAAGCCAAUGUGUCAUUAACAUGGCUAGCUGUAAAGGGAGGAGGCCGGGAUGGGGGCCAGCACAGUUUGCCACAUUUUGAUAUAGAUAAAGCAUAUACUUUUGCAAGUCAACCUUUUAAUUUAAAACUGAUUGUUUUCAAUAGGUUUAGGAACAGAUGCCCAGUGUUGUGAGAUGUAUUCUGCACUUGACACAGAUUUAUAACUCACAACUAGCAUUUAAGCUGUCUCAUAAUGUUCUUAUUUUGACACCGCUCUAAAAUGUCUUUACAGUACAGUUUCUGUAUUACAGUACUUGGGAAGUGUCGAUGUGAUGGUUGCAGUGAGACGAGCAGUGUAUUGACAUACAGUGCAUUCGGAAAGUAUUCAGACCCCUUGACUUUUUCCACAUUUUGUUACGUUACAGCCUUAUUCUAACAGAUAAAAUAUAACAUUUUCCUCAUCAAUCUACACACAAUACCCCAUAAUGACAAAGUGAAUACAGGUUUUUAGAUUUUUUCUCCACAUAUAUUAAAAAUGAAAAACAGAAAUACCUUAUUUACAUAAGUAUUCAGAGCCUUUGCUAUGAGACUCUAAAUUGAGCUCAGGUGCAUCCUGUUUCCAUUGAUCAUCCUUGAGAUGUUUCUACAACUUGAUUGGAGUCCAUCUGUGGUAAAUUCAAUUGAUUGGACAAGAUUUGGAAAGGCACACACCUGUCUAUAUAAGGUCCCACAGUUGACAGUGCAUGUCAGAGAAAAGACCAAGCCAUAAGGCCAAAGGAAUUGUCCGUAGAGCUCAGAGACAGGAUUGUGUCGAGGCACAGAUCUAGGGAAGGGUACCAAAACAUUUCUGCAGCAUUGAAUGUUCCCAAGAACACAGUGGUCUCCAUCAUUCUUAAAUGGAAGAAGUUUGGAACCUGCUCCAGAGCGCUCAGGACUUCAGACUGAGGCAAAGGUUCACCUUACAAUAGGACAACGACCCUAAGCACACAGCCAAGACAACGCAGGAGUGGCUUCGGGACAAGUCUCUGAAUGUCCUUGAGUGGCCCAGCCAGACUUGAACCCGAUCUAACAACUUUGGAGAGACCUGAAAAUAGCUGUGCAGCGAUGCUCCCCUGACAGAGCUUGAAAGGAUCUGAAGAAUGGGAGAAACUCCCCAAAUACAGGUGUGCCAAGCCUGUAGCAUCAUAUACAAGAAGACUCAAGGCUGUAAUCACUGCCAAAGGUGCUUCAACAAAGUACUGAGUAAAGGGUCUGAAUACUUAUGUAAAUUGUUUUUGAUUUUUUUGUAUUUGCUAAAAUGUCAUUAUGGGUUAUUGUGUGUAGAUCGAUGAGGAUAUAUAUAUAUAUAUAUAUAUAUAUAUAUAUAUAUAUAUAUAUAUAUAUAUAUAUAUAUAUAUAUUUUUUUUUUAAAUCUAUGUUAGAAUAAGGCUGUAACGUAACAAAAUGUGGAAAAAGUCAAGCGGUCUGAAUACUUUCCGAAUGCACUGUAGGUCAGUGUUUCAUCCAGAUCCACAGUCAUUAUGUAUAUUUGUUUGUUCAAUUCCAACCACAGCACACCUGAAUCAACUCAUCAUGUUGAAUAGUUCACUAGUUACAUCAGGUGUGGUAGUGUUGGAGUUCAACAUAUAUGUGGACUAGUUGGGGGUCCAGAGGACCAGUUUGAGAAACAGUCUGCUAUAUGUAAACCUGUGUCACCGGUCUCUAUUUGCCAUGCCACAGGAGGAGGAGAUGCUGUCCAUCCUGGUGCAACACGGCGUCCGCAGCGGCAAGACAGGAACUCUGGGCAUGGAGGUGGACGGCCUGACCUUUCACCCCACACACUCUGACCUCAUCAUAAAGCUCAGGAACCGCACAUCACAGAGAAAGUGAAACUACACCUUACAAACUACCACCUAUGCAAAGUAGUGAACAUACAGUGAGGGAAAAAAGUAUUUGAUCCCCUGCUGAUU